GAUUGUUAUCCAAGCGAACCUUCUGGUGGUUGUCCAGGAAUCUUGCCAAGCCCUGCAGCUCACCCUGGCAGAAGGUCUUGGCCCUCAGGGGUACGCUACAGCAAGGGGUCUACAGCCUCCACAGGAAAGCAGCCUUUCAUAUUGGGCUUCCUCUCUCCCAAGGGGAAAAAAGAAAGAUCACCAAUGGCUGAAGGCUGUUGCAGCACAGUCACAGGAAGAGCUUGCUUUGUGCUCAGCAGAGAGCACCACACCUCAGCCUCUUGCUUUUAGCAGAGCUCACCAUUGAUAAAGUAUCAGCCUACCUGACCAUUAUGGCAACUGUAGAAGCCAUACCUGAAGGAGCAGAAGGUUCUGUAUUAGAAGCUACCCAGCAAGACUUUUUGCAAGAAGCAAAAUCUCUUAUUGCUCAACAUUACAAGAGAAUAAAUGAGAAUAAGCCUCAAGUUACUUCUAUAAAUGUUUUUAAAAAUAAACAACAAAAGCCAAAAACUGGCAGGUUCAUACCUUUUGAGAUUAAGAAAAGUGAAAUCCUUGAUAUAGUUCAAGAACAUCGGAUGAUACUCAGAAGCAUUAACUAUCCCAAAGAGACUUUCAAAUGCCCACCUUCAAAGGAAGACUCAGAGCAAAUUUCCUCAUCGAAGCCACAUGUUUUGAAUUUAAAAGAGAAGUACCAGCCUGAAGAUCCUUUACAAAAAGAACAAGUUAAACUGGGUAAAAUAAUAACUGAUAUUGAAUCUGUAAGUAAGAAAAUGGAGAAAGAAAAGCAGCUACGUCUCAAGAAACCCAGAAUGUUGGAAUCCUUCCAUUCCCAUGUUGGCUUGAAUUUACAAAAUCUGACCUCUUCUCUGGGACAUCUGAGAGGACCUGCAGAGAAAAUGCUUUAUGAUUGGCGAAGCUUUGCAUGGAGGAGGUCUUCUCGUCCACCUCAUGAGUCUACUCAGAGCUUAGCUGGAUCAUCAGGAAUAUUUAAGGAUUAUUAUAUGAAAUCCCAUAAGAAGAAAGAACUACCUACCAAGACAGACCAGAAGCCAAGCAAAAGGGCAAAAGCUGUUCCAAAGUCCGAUAAAUUAGACAGUAAAGUUAAAAGAAUUGGACCACACAUAGAAAUUUACCAACUGUUCCAGGAAAGAAACAAACUCAUAUUUACUAAAAGAAUUGUUAAACUGAUUACCAUCACACAAGCAUUUAUCAGGGGAUGGCUUGAACGCAAAAGACUUCAAAGACUAAAGACUAAGGCUUUGUAUCAUGGACCAAAUUUAAAAGCAGUUAUCAUGAUGUAUCAGUUCUUAAUCUACCGUAUUAGACAUCGACUUGGUCUUUGGAGGACAAGACAGAUUAUAAACUUUGGAGAGUUAGAGGAAUGGAUGGAUAGGAAAAAAUUCUAUGAAACCAUGUUUGCCAAGAGAGAGGACUGGCAAGGGUUAGAGAGAAGUGAGCUGAUGAAGUACUUCAACGACUGCGGCCAUUUCCCCACACAGAGCCAGAUGGACGAGUACUGGGACCUGUUCCACAGACAUAGCCAAGGAAAAUACUCUGAAGUAAUCAAAAAGUCCAACGCAAUUGAGCUGUUAUUUACACUCUACCCUCCUCAAGGUGCCAGAGUGAACAUUAGCACAAGACUCCGGUCCACGUGGCUGAGACCUAUAGUGGAUGGAGAAGAAGGCUAUAAGUAUAUUGUGAGUGGACAUCCGAUACUCAAGAGAGCUAAUAUCCAGACUGCUGGCAAGUUGGUGGCUAACUCCAUAAGAGAAAGGAAAAUGAGACAAUUUUAUAAAUCAUGAGAAGUGGAAUAAAGUUUUCAACACAGUACUCCUUUAAAUGGUUGAAUUGAUCUCCUCAGAAGUGCAUAUUAGUAAUGACCACAGAAUGAUUUGCUAUCAACAAGGAUAAAAGACAAACAUCUUUGCAUAUGCAAAAUGGGACAUUGACAAGUUAGUCCAUUAUUUAUAAGUGUGUUUAGAUGAGUACUCUUUGUCUUCUUAAUUAAACAUCUACUAAUCAUAAUGAAA
Peromyscus eremicus (cactus mouse) is the source of this 2009-nucleotide messenger RNA. RefSeq names its product IQ motif containing M (gene Iqcm). NCBI's taxonomy places the organism in Eukaryota, Metazoa, Chordata, Mammalia, Rodentia, Cricetidae. The record is from RefSeq and is a predicted model, not a curated record. The coding region runs from base 312 to 1781 and encodes 489 amino acids. The transcript has 14 exons. Gene Ontology annotation, molecular function: protein binding.